CUUAGGUGGACAAGCAAAUAUAAGAGCUUUAGUGUUCCUGUUUUUUUGUUUUACUUUUUUACCGCGUGAAUGGCAUCCAUGCCUUACAAAGACACUUGCAAUAUCAGUGUCCAGGAAAUGAAGCAGCAGGAGGGGUCGGCGAGCAGCAGGGUGAGGAGCUUUUCCGUCCGGGACUUGCUUCAGCUCCCCGACAACCCGGCCAAAGUGAGCGACCUGCAGCAGACCCUAGUGGAUGACGGGGGCGGCGUCCUGGCCUCCUCCGAGAAGGUCCUGCCGCACCUCGACGACUGCAACCCCAUCCAGGCGGCGGCCGACUCGACCGAGAACACGAAUGUCGUCGAGGACGAGCCCGAGGAGGACAUGGAGGGCGUGGAGGUGUCCGACGAGCCCGAGGACGGCCACGAGCACCACGGCCGCAAGAGGAAGCGCCGCAUCCUGUUCACCAAGUCGCAGACCUACGAGCUGGAGCGGCGCUUCCGCCAGCAGCGCUACCUGUCGGCGCCGGAGCGCGAGCACCUGGCGUCGCUCAUCAACCUCACGCCGACGCAGGUAAAAAUAUGGUUCCAGAAUCACCGCUACAAAACCAAGAAACUCUACCGCGAGAAGGGCCUCCCCUCCACGCUGGAGAACCCCUACGUGCCGACGUCGAACCCCCUGGGCUCGCUGCCGAGUGCGCUGCGCCGCCUGACGGUGCCCCUCCUGGUGCGCGAGAGGCUGUCGUCGGUGAGCAGCAGCGGCGGCCGGACAGACGCCCUGCCCCACGAGACGACGAGCCCCCUGCUGGAGCCCCGACUGCCGCCGCCCCUGCACAUGGCGCCUUCGGUAGCCUUCCCGGGGCUAUUUUCGGGUCUGUUCGGGGCAUCCCAGGGCUUGCUCCCUCCGGCCCUCUCGCAGAACCCUCUCCCUCACGCCCUGGCAGCCUCCCUCACCUCCUCCCUGCUGCUGCCGUCCCACCCGCUCUUCUCGACGGCCUCCUCCCUCUCCACGCCGCUGUCCCUCUUCUCCACGCCCCCCGCCAGUUCCACCGGCGUCGCUCCCAGCAUCGCCCCCGUCACCGUGCUGGAAGGGGGCAGUCGCUCGGCCUCUUCCUCGCCGGUGACGUCCCUCUCGCCGCCGCGGCCGCCCUCGCCCGUCACGAGCGCGUCCGCGGAGACCUCCGUCAGCGCCUCGGCACAGGUGGCCUCCCGCUGGUGACCCCAGACGCCAGGGUAGAGCAGCCUGCGCGGAGACCUGACUCGUGUAGCAUUUGUUGUUGUUGCGAAUACUCGACCAUGGCCGUUGGUGGUGAAAUGUGAACUGAUGCAUUUCACUGUGUGCCUUAGGUGUAUAGCAAAGUGUUUCAUGUGUCCCCCGAUGAGUGAUGAUUGUGAUAGUCAUUAGUUAUAUAGUUUAUGUAUAUUUAAAUGAAAAAAAUAUAAGAUUUCCCCCUCCCUUCUCGAUAGUUGGCGGAGUUUAAGCAGGUAACGUGCAGGACCAUCGCUCGGAACUAGCACAUUUCUGCUUGAUACAGUGACGACGGAGCAGCUGGAGGAGCGAAGGGCAGUGCAGGUCAGACGCAGAAGUAAUCAAUACUAUUCUCGGGGCCUCUGACAUGGCACCGUCAUAGCUGUUUUCACAAGGACUAUCAAUAUGUGACAAAAUAAGCACGUAAUGACACAUCCCUGUGACACUUGUUUUAACCUCCUCACCCCAGUGUUGUGUUCAGCAGGGUUCGCUCGGAAAGUGAACACCCUCGGAAAAAAAUGCGCUGCUGUGUGUCAAAUCCUCGAAAAAAAAUACAACCCCCACCGGAGUUUCUUGGGUUAAAGCACUUCGACGCUAGUGUUAAGGGGAACGCGGAGCGGGCAGUGUCUCUCACCCGAGCUAGUGUUACCCUAGUCUAGAGUGUUCAACUGUAUCCCGCACUUGGAACCUCCUUGCACUCCACCCCUACCCCCUUCUCCCCUCUUUGCCUGGACUCCCACGCUGCCCCGAGAACAACAGAGAGAAAACCCACAAAUGCACAACAUGGUGGACACCCAAAACGCUGUACAGAAAGUGUUACGUAAUUAUAAUAACGAUUACUCGCCACUCCUGCGGGUUAUUUUCUGUGACCCCGUGAGUCUUGUGUGUCACGAGGAACAGGACAUGAUAUUCUGUGAAUAUUAUAAACCCCUUUGUUAGACCUUGCCAUGCGACGCGAGAAAUGCGUGUCGAACAUCAUGCAAAAAAAUUAGGUGAGGAAAAAAAUAAUAAUAUGCUGGUCGUUACUUUGAUCUUUAAAGCGUUAUGUAAAUAAUUUAUUUAAAAGUAAUGAAUAAUAAUGACGAUUCCUGGAA
Messenger RNA from Penaeus monodon (black tiger shrimp), 2318 nucleotides. RefSeq names its product homeobox protein Nkx-2.8-like. Lineage: Eukaryota; Metazoa; Arthropoda; Malacostraca; Decapoda; Penaeidae. Gene Ontology annotation, molecular function: RNA polymerase II cis-regulatory region sequence-specific DNA binding; DNA-binding transcription factor activity, RNA polymerase II-specific. The transcript is spliced from 3 exons. Gene Ontology annotation, cellular component: nucleus. Gene Ontology annotation, biological process: regulation of transcription by RNA polymerase II; cell differentiation. Bases 70 to 1194 code for a protein of 374 amino acids. The record is from RefSeq and is a predicted model, not a curated record.